Molecule: messenger RNA, 565 nt
Organism: Prosopis cineraria
Lineage: Eukaryota; Viridiplantae; Streptophyta; Magnoliopsida; Fabales; Fabaceae
Exons: 5
Coding region: 1-492 (163 amino acids)
Source: RefSeq, a predicted model, not a curated record
AUGCGGAAUUUACCGGAGCGCUUUUUUAGAAAAGCGCUCCUAUCGUCGUCCGCCGCUGUUCGCUGUUCCAGAUCGUCGUUCGCCACUGUUCGCUGUUCCAAAUUAUCGUCUGCUGCUGUUUGUUGUUCCAGAUUAGUGUUCAUCACUAUUUGUGCGGCUGCUGUACACCGGAGGAAGCGACACCAUGAAGACCUCCGUUGUAGCCGUGUGUCAUUGCUGUACAGCCGAGGAAGCAACGCUGCAAAGACCUCCGCUACUGCCGUGAAGACUUCCGUUUUCUGCCGUGAAGACUACACUGUGAAGGUACCUACACAAUUACAAGGUUGGGAGUGUGGAUACUAUGUUAUGAAGUUUAUGAGAGAAGUAAUCACACAACAAGAGUUGAUCAUUCCUGAAAAUUAUUUUGUUGGAGUAAGAUGUUCGUAUUUUACUAUGGAGCAAAUAGAAGAUUUAGUUGAAGAGUUGUCAGAAUAUAUUAUUGGCUGUUUGUGAUAGGAAGUUAGAUUUCAAUGUUAGAAAAAUAACAAUAGUUUCAUUUGUUAGGCUUGUUAGAAAUUAAACUAGG